UCGACCUUAUUCAGGACGUACUGGCAGUGGUUUCUGGAAAUGAAUGUGCGUUUGUGUACCUCAGUGGACUCUUAAACCACAGAAAUCUUGAUAAACUUAGCUUGCGAGUGUAUACUUCUGGACCAUAAAGACACGACUUUUCGUCCAUCACUAUGCCGGGAGUGAAAGCAUCGGAUGAGGUGAAAACCUCGAAAGUGGAAAAUGGGACCGGAAGUAACAGUACCUCGCCAAAAUCAAAGCAGAAUUCGGGGAAGAAGAUUCUGGUGCGAGUCAAACUGCUUGAUCAACGGACGGAGGAAUUUCCGAUCGACAAACAAGGGAAGGGAGAGGAUUUACACACCGCCGUGGCUACCUCGUUGAAUCUUUUGGAGAAAGACUAUUUUGGUUUACAAUUCAUGGACUCGCAUGAAACUUUGACGUGGUUGGAUUUGGGGAAGCGGAUUUCGAAGCAGGUCCGAGAUAAGCCGUGGGAGUUCACAUUCGCUGUGAAAUUCUAUCCCCCGGAUCCUGGACAGCUGCAGGAAGACCUUACAAGGUACCUUCUCUGCUUGCAAAUCCGAAGUGAUAUUCUUUCUGGGAAGUUACCGUGCUCAUUUGUGACACACGCGCUCCUGGGUUCAUAUCUUGCCCAGUCGGAAUUGGGAGAUUUUGACGCCGAGGAACGAGGUCCGGGAUAUUUAAAAGGAAUACAGUUUGCCCCCGAGCAGGAUUCUGACUUGGAAGACAAAGUUAUGGACCUUCACAAAACACAUGUAGGACAAACGCCUGCUGAAGCUGACGGACAUUAUUUAGAAAAUGCCAAGAAAUUGGCAAUGUAUGGAGUCGACCUUCAUCCUGCCAAAGAUUUGGAAGGUGUAGAUAUCAUGCUUGGUGUUUGCGCCUCCGGACUCCAAGUGUACCGCGAUAGAUUGCGGAUUAAUAGAUUUGCAUGGCCUAAAAUCCUGAAAAUUUCCUAUAAAAGGAGUCAUUUCUACAUCAAGAUUCGACCUGGGGAGUUCGAAAGGUUCGAAUCCACGGUUGGAUUCAAGUUGGCUACUCCUCGAGCCGCAAAGCGCCUUUGGAAAACUUGUGUUGAGCAUCACACCUUUUUUCGGUUGGCUGUCCCUGAAACGCCGAGGAAGAAAGGUUCACUUUUUCCUCGCUUCGGCUCAAAAUUCAGGUAUUCUGGGAGGACGCAGUUUCAAACCAAGAGUGCCUUAAUUGACAGACCGGCGCCAUAUUUUGAGCGAACUCUCACAGGGAAACGGAUUUCUUCGAGAAGCAUGGAUGUACUAGGAAAGCAAACGCCGGAAAUGCAUCGUGGAGAUGCGAAGCGUCACACUAUGACUAAUCCUGAAGAAGUCGCAGAAAAAGAAGAGAAAAAGCGGGGUAAACGUACCCUUUGGGGAAGGUCGUACAACAACAACUUUGAAAGCCCUAAUAGCAUUGCCGAAGACCCACAGGAAAGUUCACUGGACGAUACCACAAAAUCCGAACAAACUAUGGCUGUAGCCGGUCCACUGACAAAAAUGGAUAAAAAGAGGCUGAAGAAGGAAAAAGAGGAGAAUAAGAAACUUGCUGAGAAAGAGAAACGUGCUCGUGAGCGCGAAGAACGUAGGCUCGAACGUGAGGAGAAAGAUCGCGAAAAGAAAGAAAAAGAACAAGCCAAGAAGGAGGAAAAAGAACGCAAGAAGCAUGAUAAAAAAGGCAAAGGCAAGAGUGAUCCAAAAACCGACGGGAGCCAGCUUGGAGCCGAAACAGGGGACACGACAUUGAGUGAGCAAGAAGCGUCUCCAAAACCCGCUGGAAAACUUGUCGAAGACAGCGAUGUAACAGAGGAGAGUGUAUCAAUUUUGGAGAAGUCUCCGAACACCAGCUUCGAGAAGCCGAUCGGAGGCGUUGCUGUGUUGCCACCCAUGGAACUGCAGAAAAUCAGGGAUCGAAAAGCUGCUGCCAAAGAAGCUGAAUCCACCGGAAAAGUGCGAACGGAUUCUCCCGGUCAAGAGCCGAAGAAGGAAGGAAUUCAUGGCGAGAAUUUCAAGAGAAAGUUUGGGAAAGAAACGGAGUUCUCAGUAGGUCCGUCAGCCACUCCGAAACCCAUGGCGGGUUCCCAGGAGUUUUUCUCCCCAUCAGCUGGCCCAGAAAGAGCAUCAACCCCUGCUAGAGAACACGACGUUCAUCUCAGGACCAACAUUUCGUCCACUGCGGCUCUUCUUCGCGACCGGAAAGAUUCCAAGCACACCAAAGAAUACACAUACGAAGAGUCUGAGCUGCAUGGAGGGAUGCAACGCAACUACGAGCCCAGCAAGGUUGGGUUCAGCUAUGAGCAAAAAUCACCGACGUCCCCGUCUGAAGAUGGAAGUCGACCUGCAUCUGCGACGGGUGCGCGGAUUGCGACUGGAGUAGCCUACAAUUACGCCACAGGGGAAGAAGCUCUUUUGCUGGAAUCCGCUAAGCGUCGUCAAGCCAAGAGCGUAUUGAAUACCUCCACUUCGUCCGCGAAAUCAGACUCAUCAACCGCGAGAAGUUCCUUCUUCUCUACUCCUUCAGGCGGAACUAAAUCACCGACUUUUGGUUACAACAAAGGACCGGAACCUUCAGUAAAAUUAUCAAUGCCGUCUGAGGCUCACGCCAACAUGCCUCAAAGUGGAACGAAAUCGCCGACAUUCGGUUACAACAAGGCGCUUGAAACAUCUAUGAAAUAUUCUGUAUCCGAGGCUCACGCCAAUGCUCCCCCGUCCAAGUUGAAAGCCCCUACGAAGUACAGCACUGUUAUCGAUGACCCCGCGGAAUUCAGAGCGUCUGCGGAACAAAAAACUUCGUAUAGUGGACUAAACGAUGUUCCGACGGAAGGUCGUCCUGAGCGGAAGACGUCCUACAGCACUGUUAUCGAUGACCCUGCGGAUUACCGUGCCUUGAAGGACAAGAAACCGUAUAGUACGGCCAUUGGCGAACAAACUGACAGGAAGGCAUAUAGCACUGCUAUUGGCGAACCAGCAGACAGGAAGUCGUAUAGUACCUCGAUCGACACUCCGUCGGACAGGAAGCACUCCGAGACAUCUGGCAUUCAUGCCCCCGUGGACAGAAAAUCCUCUGCUGGGAAUCCUACAACUCCAACGGGCUCAAAGAUUCCUGUUUUCAGCGGGAUGGUUGGCACCGGCAGCUCGUUGAAAGCCACGCCAAUCGUGAAGACGGAGAAAACAAGGAUUGGUGGGAAGAAAGCCGCAGUGAGGAGCAGCCCGAACGGAUCUUCGAGCGAAUCUUCUAGCUCUAGUUCCAGUGGGUCUUCGGGUGACAGUGACGUGGACAAUUACGCGGACGAACGGAUUCCGAACUUGGAAGGAGCGAGCGGAGCCUUGCCGCAAAAGUGGAAAGUUUCUGAGGAAACUUCGACUCCUAAGAUCAUCAAGACGACAACGAAGAAAACGAUCGUGAGCAACGAUGACGGCGUUGUCGAGAAUGUGGAAGAACAUGUCGAGGAUUUGUCCCCCGGGGUCACCGCGGGUGUUCUUUCUUCAACGAAAAAAACUUACCAGUCUCGACUGGAAGAUGAGAAGAAGCCGUACGUAUCAGCGACUGCCGCAGCUGUCACCACAAUGACUUCGACUACGCGUGAAGGGGAAGAUGGAAAGCGAGCUACAACGCAAGAGGUAGCUCUAGAAACUAUUUCAGAUCCUCUUGUGAUCUUCCUCUCGAGGAACGUGGUCAUGUGGCCCAGUUCCAUUGAUCGGAAGCUAUUGAUGGAAGGGAAGGCUUUUGCUACAACGACCACGACGAGUGCGACUCAACAGGAGCAACGAAUUGUGACCCAAGAACUGAAGAAGACUGCGCAAGUUGUUACAUCGGAUUUCUCGCAACACGAUCUGCCUCCGUCUGUAAUCCGCCCGGAGUCGAUGAAAUAUGAUUCGUCCGUGACCGAUGCCCGUCAUCACGUGAAGCACUCUUCGAGUGAAAUUCCUGUUGUGGAAACUGAAACACGAAAGGUGGCGGUUCGCUCGGAAGAUGGAGCCGCGCAUCUCGAAGGGGAGAUAAUUUCGUCGCAAAGUGUUUCCUCUAAAACUCGCACAGUGGAGACCAUUACUUACAAGACAGAGAAAGAUGGUGUUUUGGAAACCCGAGUUGAGCAGAAGAUAACGAUUCAGUCUGAUGGAGAUCCCAUCGAUCACGACAAAGCCCUUGCAGAAGCUAUUCAGGAAGCCACGUCCAUGAACCCGGACAUGACUGUGGAGAAGAUCGAAAUUCAGCAACAGUCGAACCAUUGAGGAAGUUUUGUAACGAAUGGCGCUGGUUCUCCCGAGCAUCUUUCCUUGCCUAACGCUCCCAAAUGCUAACUUCCCGUCUGGAUUUGCUAAAGCAAAAAAAUUUGCUUCCCUUUUUGUGGCAAGCUCGAACCUCGCCUUGUGGGGGUUUUUUCUCUGUUGCUUUGAAAAUGAACAGCAAUAUUUAGGGAUGAAUGUUUCAUGCGUAUCCUUGGCUUGGAAGUAUUCAUGGGUGUUUGCUGUAUUUCACUUGGCAAAAAGGGCGUUCAUUGUGUGAAGUUCAGGAAAACAGUCGAAAGAAAGGUCGAACAUUCCAAACAUCCGUAGCGUGACGUGAAACUAAUUCUGGGAAUGUGUAGUUUAAACCUGUGGAACGUGUUCCCUUUGUAUUCAUUCAGCUCCUACUCGGCAUUCUAUGCAUUUCCCAUUUUAUGCGCUGCAGAGGAAGAUAUUUUAUUUGCAAAUGCCGCUAUUCAGGAUUCAGUUCGUGUUAGAAAGCAUUACGUCCAAUGGAAAAGUAUAUCGGAUUUUUUUGUGAAUUAUUUUAGUUUGAAUCUCGCUGCGGUGAUGCCAGUUGACGAUUGCGACGAGGAUCAUUUUUAUUACUUUUUUGGCAGGUGUUAGCAGCUAUUGUAUUCAACAGCAGACUGCCUGUAUUGCAUUGUUUUAUGAGAGCAUUCAUGCUAUUUUAGUUAUGGAUCAGUAAGGACGGCGAAUAUGCAGCACUUGUUUUCCAACUUUCCCUCUUUCUGAAAGGCGCAAACUUUGGCGAAUGUUCUGAGAAGAGUUUGAAAAAGUUUACUUGGAAACGUGGAAUUUCCUUGUGUAAUUUCUUGGCAACGGUUGCCUGCUCAUGUUUCGAAUGAAAAAAAAAAUUUGCUUUCUGCUUCACAGUAUGGUCCAAUGAAGUGGCAGCCACUUCCCUUGUACAAUUUUGGAGCGAUUCUGGAAUGUAUUUAAAUGAAUUUAUCCAAGGCAGGAAUGCGUUCGACGAAUGAGGAAAGUAAUCGCUUGAGAAACUGAGUUCCUGGGAUUAUGUCAAAGGCGGAAAUAUUUUUCGAAGAAAUCUGUCCCACUGCGUAAUAAGCUACAAGUUCUUGGGUGUUUCCUAAAGCUUUGUGUUCCGCGUUGACUGACUUUUUGUGAUGAGAGGAUUAUAUUGUAACAAUGCUGCACCUUUGCGUCCUGAUGGCGGGCGAGGGAAGUUUACAGUUUUUUAGUUUUCCCCUACCUUUUGUUUCCACCUUGUGUUUAUUCGCUUGUGUCUGAUCAAAUAAACUGAUGCUUCAAUUAUA
Molecule: messenger RNA, 5533 nt
Organism: Notodromas monacha
Lineage: Eukaryota; Metazoa; Arthropoda; Ostracoda; Podocopida; Cyprididae
Source: the annotation of a GenBank genome assembly